AUGAGUAGUGACAUGUCAGCAACCAAACAACUCACGGGUGAUAUAAUUUCUCCUCCGCCCCAACACACAGAAGUACUGCUUGGUGCCCCAACAGAUACCAAUGCUAGUCCACCGACUAAUAAUAUGUCAACUUGGGCGUUAGCUGGUUUACAAAAGCUCAAUGUUAGUGAUUUGUACAGUCGACAACGUCAAAGUUUACGUCCAUGGAUGGAUUUUUUCAAUACCAAUCAAUUCAAACCGCCGGCGAAUGUCAAAGCUGGUGCCCGCCGUCUCGUUCUGAAUGUUGAACAUUUUCAAACAAAUUAUUUCAUUGUAAUCAUCAUCUUAUCAAUCUAUUGCAUAAUUACCACACCGGCUUUACUAUUUGUCCUGUUAGCCACUGGUGCAGGUUGCUAUUUAGUUAGCUUGAAGAAUCGUGAAAGUCAAUUGACGAUCAUGGGUAAACAGGUCGCUUUGACACAUCAAUAUUUAGCUGUGUUCUGCCUUUGCAUCCCACUGCUUUUGAUGGUCGGUGCCGGCUCGGCAAUAUUCUGGAUUUUAGUAUUCGUUAUCUUUCUCCAUGCACUUUUUCAUCAAACUCCAAAUCAAGAAGCAUUUGGUGUUCAAAUGGAAGAAGCUUGA
Molecule: messenger RNA, 621 nt
Organism: Adineta ricciae
Lineage: Eukaryota; Metazoa; Rotifera; Eurotatoria; Adinetida; Adinetidae
Source: the annotation of a GenBank genome assembly